Phodopus roborovskii (desert hamster) is the source of this 597-nucleotide messenger RNA. Its product is annotated as odorant-binding protein. Gene Ontology annotation, molecular function: odorant binding; small molecule binding. The coding region runs from base 1 to 597 and encodes 198 amino acids. The transcript has 6 exons. NCBI's taxonomy places the organism in Eukaryota, Metazoa, Chordata, Mammalia, Rodentia, Cricetidae. The record is from RefSeq and is a predicted model, not a curated record.
AUGGUAAACUUUCUGCUGCUGGCUUUGGCAUUUGGUGUGGCUCAUGCUAAUGAUUAUGCUGAGCUUCAAGGAGAAUGGGACACCAUUGCCAUUGCUGCUGACAAUGAUGACAAGAUAAAGGAAGAAGGACCUCUGAGAAUUUAUGUUCGUGAACUUUAUUGUAAUGAGGACUGUAGUGAAAUGGAAGUCACAUUUUAUGUCAAUGCAAAUAACCAAUGCUCAAAGACCAAAGUCACUGGAUACAAGCAAGCAGAUGGCACCUACCGAACCCAGUUUGAAGGUGACAAUACAUUUCAACCUGUGUAUGCAACACCAGAGAACAUAGUCUUUACCAGCAAGAAUGUGGAUAGAGCCGGCCAAGAAACAAAAUUGAUUGUUGUUGUUGGAAAAAGUGAACAUUUGACACCUGAACAACAUGAAAAACUUGUGAAAUUAGCUCAUGAAAACAACAUUCCAGAAGAAAACAUCCACAAUGUUCUUGCUACAGAAAUUUUACCCCAAGUUAGUGGGGAUGCAGUGAAAGGACUGCACUUGGUUCUUGUUGGUGGAAGUAUAAAGCUCUUCACUGCUAUCAAAGUCAACAUGGAUGAUGCUUAA